UAUACGGAGUAGUAAAAGUGACUCCCAAACAGGACCUAAUCCGUCCGCCUUCAUAUGAUCGUCUACUCACCGUCACUCCCCUCUUUCGGCUCCCACUUUCUCAGCGACCACCGCGUUGGUCCUCCUUCUCCCCGCAACAACAGACCGGUCUGAUGACGGGGUUUUGUAAUCGCUAAGAAUGCAAGCAGUAGUAUCCCAUCUUUGUCGUCGAAGGGUCUCUGGGGCAAUUCGUCGAACACUUGGCGUCUCUUGGCCUGCAGACCAAAUUCACUCAGGUUUCUCCACCUUCUGUACUCUGGCGCCCGAUAAUUCGUCCGAGGGGGAGCGAGAACAAGAACAAGAACGCAUGAGUUUGUGUAGGAGGAUUGAGGGGCUCCCAAAAGGAGAGGCCGUUGGAACUGCGUUUCAGAGCUGGAUGGGCGACGGCUUUCCCAUUCACCGAGGCGAUAUCUUCCACACUAUUAACCGUUUAAGGAAGCUCCAGUUCAACAAACGUGCACUCCAGGUGAUGGAAUGGGUGAUCAGGGAGAGGCCCUACAGGCCAAAGGAACUAGAUUACUCAUAUCUGUUAGAAUUCACAACUAAGCUUCAUGGGGUAUCACAAGGGGAGAAACUUUUUUCUCGUGUUCCCACUGAAUUCCAAAAUGAGUUGCUCUACAACAAUCUUGUUAUUGCGUGUUUGGAUAAAGGCAUGAUAAGGCUUUCACUUGCAUACAUGAAGAAAAUGAGGGAGCUGGGUUAUCCAAUCUCACAUUUGAUUUUCAACCGCCUCAUUAUCCUCCAUUCUUCGCCAAGCCGUAGGAAAUCCAUUUCAGGAAUCUGUAGACAAAUGAGGGCCGAUAAGGUGAAUCCACAUGUUUCCACUUACAACAUUCUGAUGAAAAUUGAAGCUAAUGACCACAAUAUCGAAGGUUUGGUAAGGGUAUUUGGUGAAAUGAAACAAGUAGAAGUUGAGCCGAAUGAGAUAUCUUUCUGCAUACUAGCGACUGCACAUGCUGUGGCGAGACUGUACUCUGUUUGCGAAGUCUAUGUUGAAGCUGUGGAGAAAUCAGCAACGGGAAACAACUGGUCAACGUUUGAUGUACUUCUUAUAUUGUAUGGGUAUUUGGGGAAGGAGAAAGAGCUAGAGCGAACUUGGUGUACUCUACAAGAACUUCCCAAUGUCAAGUCCAAGAGUUUCAUCGUGGCUAUUGAAGCAUUUGGGAGGAUUGGCGGGCUAAGUCGGGCUGAACAGAUUUUGGCGGAAAUGAAGUCCAAGAAAGGGUUAAAAUCAACAGAGCAAUUCAAUUCUAUGAUAUCUGUUUAUUGCAAACUCGGUUUUAUUACUAAAGCGACUAAGCUGUACAAGGAAAUGGACCAAAAUGGAUGCAAACCGAACGCCAUAACGUAUCGACACCUUGCCCUAGGGUGCUUGAAAGCGGGAUUAAUGAAGGAAGCACUUAGAACACUAGAGUUGGGAAACGGUUUAUCAACAAGUGCCAGGAUCAGGAGAUCAACCCCAUGGCUGGAGACUACUCUUUCAAUGGUUGAGAUUUUUGCUGAGAAGGGUGACUUAGAGAAUGCUGAGAAGCUCUUUGAAGAAUUGAAAAGGGCAAAUUAUUCUAGGUACACUUUCGUGUACAAUAUAUUGUUUAAGGCUUAUGUCAAGGCCAAGAUUUAUGAUCCAAAUCUUUUAAAAAGGAUGAUUCUGGGAGGCUCAAGGCCGGAUUCUGAGACCUAUGGCCUCUUGAAACUUAUUGAGCAGUUUCAAACCUAAUUAUGAGUAAUACGAUUGGGUAAGUAGAAUUGUUUGUAGUUCAAUUUGUUGCAAAUGAGACACAGGCAAAAUUUGGUGUAUUUAUGUUGUGAGCCAGAGGAAACAAACGUGGGGUAGAUGGAGGAAAUUGGUGACGAUCGUUUCAGUGAGGGAGGAGGAUAGGAAAACUGCUUCAGAUAUAUAUCUUCUCCUGCUAAGUUGCUGGCUGGAACAUGUCCACAAUGGAUAUCAAAUUUCAACUCUUUCUUCUGCUCAUUGGAGUUUUCUGAAGCCAUCCCUUUUUGCAUCUCUCUCGGGACUCGAACACAUUUCAAACACAUGUACAGUGCAGCGUACACCAUUUCAUUUGUUUGUUAGCAAUACAUACUUUUCCUGGCAACAGUGUACAACAGAUCGAAGUGUAUUUUACGCAUUCAAUUAGGUUUUACUUUCUGCCAUUGUUUUCACGGUUUCAGAAGGAAUUUUAGGUACUUCACUCAGAUUGUUGGUGUGCA
This is a messenger RNA of Rhododendron vialii, 2250 nucleotides long. RefSeq names its product pentatricopeptide repeat-containing protein At1g07590, mitochondrial. Gene Ontology annotation, molecular function: protein binding. The record is from RefSeq and is a predicted model, not a curated record. NCBI's taxonomy places the organism in Eukaryota, Viridiplantae, Streptophyta, Magnoliopsida, Ericales, Ericaceae. The transcript is spliced from 2 exons. Gene Ontology annotation, cellular component: mitochondrion. Bases 179 to 1756 code for a protein of 525 amino acids.